Messenger RNA from Rattus rattus (black rat), 1689 nucleotides. It is a transcript of the gene Arhgap15, whose product is annotated as Rho GTPase activating protein 15. Gene Ontology annotation, biological process: regulation of GTPase activity; signal transduction. The record is from RefSeq and is a predicted model, not a curated record. The transcript is spliced from 14 exons. NCBI's taxonomy places the organism in Eukaryota, Metazoa, Chordata, Mammalia, Rodentia, Muridae. Gene Ontology annotation, cellular component: cytoplasm. The coding region runs from base 54 to 1502 and encodes 482 amino acids.
UUGUUGAAAGAGUCACUAAAAGGAGUGGAUGGCAGUUUUCAUAGCGAGUCAUCAUGGAGAAAAGGACAAGCUGCAGCGUGCAGACAUCUACGAACUGUGACAACUCUUUGGAAACACUGAAUUCUGCCCACCAAGCUACAGGCGCUGUGCAAAUGAGAAUCAAAAACGCCAACAGCCACCCAGACAGGCAGAGCCAAACUAAAUCCAUGAUCCUCACUGACGCUGGGAAGGUCACUGAACCUAUUUCCCGGCACAGAAGGAAUCAUUCACAGCAUGUGCUGAAAGAUGUCAUUCCACCACUAGAACAUCCAAUGGUCGAAAAAGAAGGGUAUCUUCAAAAAGCCAAAAUUGCAGAUGGAGGAAAGAAACUAAGGAAAAACUGGUCUACUUCCUGGAUUGUUCUCUCUGGCCGAAAACUUGAAUUUUACAAAGACCCCAAGCAGCAAGCUCUCCCUAACGUGAAAUCCAGGCCAAACGCAGAAAGCGUGGAUUUGUGUGGAGCACACAUAGAAUGGGCGGCCAAAGACAAAUCAAGCAAAAAGAGUGUCUUUCAGAUCACAACGGCAUCAGGAAAUGAGUUCCUUCUCCAGUCAGAUAUUGACUUCCUCAUAUUGGAUUGGUUCCAUGCUAUCAAAAAUGCAAUUGACAGAUUGCCAAAGAAUCCAAGUUUCGGAUCCCUGGAGUUGUUCAGUUUCCAGAGAUCUUCAAGCUCUGAACAGCCGAGUCAUUGCCACAUCGAUAGAAGAGAACCGAAACCCGAAAACAGGAAGUCCUUCAUGUUCCGACUGCACCACAGCGUUUCGGAUACAAGUGACAAGAACCGCGUGAAGAGCAGACUGAAGAAGUUCAUCUCCCGAAGACCUUCUCUGAAAACUUUGCAAGAAAAGGGAAUCAUUAAAGAUCAAAUUUUUGGCUCUCAUCUGCACACAGUGUGUGAACGAGAACAUUCCACAGUUCCAUGGUUUGUAAAGCAAUGCAUUGAAGCUGUUGAAAAAAGAGGCCUAGAAGUUGAUGGAAUUUAUCGAGUCAGUGGCAAUCUUGCAACAAUCCAGAAGUUAAGAUUUAUCGUCAACCAAGAAGAGAAGCUGAAUUUGGAUGACAGCCAGUGGGAGGACAUCCACGUCGUCACCGGAGCACUGAAGAUGUUUUUCCGGGAGCUGUCUGAGCCGCUCUUCCCUUACAGUUUCUUUGAGCGGUUUGUGGAGGCGAUCAAAAAACAAGACAGCGAUGCAAAAAUUGAAACUAUGAAGUCUCUGGUAAAAAGUCUCCCUCCACCAAAUCAUGACACCAUGAAAAUCCUCUUCGGACAUCUAACCAAGAUAGUGGCCAAAGCUGCCCAGAAUCUCAUGUCCACACAAAGCUUGGGGAUUGUAUUUGGACCCACCCUUCUGCGAGCAGAAAAUGAGUCAGGGAACGUGGCUGUACACAUGGUAUACCAAAACCAGGUAGCCGAGUUCAUGCUGACUGAGUAUGACAAGAUCUUCAGCUCCGAGGAAGACUGACAGACGAGGCGAGCUACUGCGUGUGUUCACAUCUGUCUUGAUGCCUAAUAUUUUUACAUUUCUGUAAACAUAUUUCUGAAAUAUUUCUUCCUUCCAAGCGACAGAUGCUUCAUUUUGUGAAAACUUAGUGAUGAUUUUGUAUUUAAGUUCCAAACAUUCGAAUAAAAUAAAUGACAAUAUUUUCCUA